Molecule: messenger RNA, 9102 nt
Organism: Parnassius apollo (apollo)
Lineage: Eukaryota; Metazoa; Arthropoda; Insecta; Lepidoptera; Papilionidae
Source: the annotation of a GenBank genome assembly
AUGUGUGAUGUUUGUUCCGAGUUUUCACAUCUUUUAGUGAAUUGUGAAACGAGAUUAACCGAUGAUGUGUCCCAAUACCCAAGUAUAAGUCAGUCUGAACUGGAAGUAGUCCUUAAUUACAUUCUUUCUUGGCCACAAAGGCAAUGUAUGUGCUGUUAUCGAGAUGUUAAAAAUUUUGAAAGAUUUUACCUGGUGGUUCAAAGUGUAUUGUGCUUAUCUGUGUGUCAACUCAAACUAUUGAAAGAUGACUUAAUAGAAGCAGCUAAGUCUUCUCCACCUGAUGACACACAUGAGCAAGAAAGGCGGCAUGAAUCUACUGCUAUUUCUAAAAAUGAAAAUAACCAUCAAUCAAAAGAUGAUGAACCAGAUGAUGAUGGUAAUAAAUCAGAGGAUAAGCAGGAGCAAACAAUUGAGGAUAAUUCCCAUAUUGAGAACUCUCCCUCAAGUGAUACAGAAGUAUGGUCAAUGCAACAGAAAGAAAAACUUAUGCAUAUUGUUUCUAAAAUUUUCUUACUUAAUUUUCCAUUAUACUUAGCAUGUAAGCAUUCAGCAUUGAGCCGUUUAGAUGACCUAUCAGCACAAGAAAUAUCCAACUUAAGUUCUUACUGUGAUCUUCAUGAUACAGAAAUACCUGCUUAUCUAUUGCGCAAUGUAAGCCUGUUUUGUAAACUUGGCGGUGUGUGUGCAAUGACAUCAGUCUUUGAACAUGCAACUCCAAGCACUCUCCCACUAUCAAUGGCUCAUGCAAUAGUCGCUGCUGUUGGAAAUCUGAAACUGUGGUUAAAUUUUAGAGCAGUAGCCCAGCUGUUCAUGCCACUGAGAACUAAAAUAUUAAAAUACAUGUGUAAUUUAGAGGACAAAGAUUUAAGGGUACCAGCUGUGAAGUCUAUGGCGGAUUUUAUGUGGGGUGCAGCUAAGGAACCUUUAGAUGCUCCUCUAGCCUUUGAUGGUGAUGGACUUGCAUUGGCUUUCAAAUAUUUUAACAGCAGUACCCUUACAAUGCGACUAGCUGGUGUUGCCCAAAUUAAUGCACAUAUUGCUGCCCAUAAUGAACUAUGUGCAGGAGAACCAGCUGCUGAUGCUGAAUUGGCUGGUCAGCAACUUGCUACAUGGUUAACAAAUAAUAAUAUCAUCGAACAUCUGUUUGGACCUAACUUACAUGUUGAGGUAAUAAAACAAUCGCACAUGAUACUGAAAUUUCUCGCGGUGGAGGGUCGUGUUACACCUGAGCAUAUAGAGUUAGUGUGGGCAGCAGCUCAGCUUAAACACUGUGGCCGCCAGGUGUAUGAUUUGUUACCUGGCUUUAUAAGAGCAUUAGCACCGAAACCAUGCACACAUCUUUACAGUCUGUUGUGUGCUUUACCCCCAAAGGAUCAUACUGAACAGAGUCUGUAUUUGGCGUCGGCACUGAUGCGUGCAAUGUGGGCUCGUGGUGGCGGAGGUUCCCUGGGUUCCCCUCCUCCUCCAGAUGAGCCGCGCCAGCCGCCCCCUGCUUGCAAGCCUCAUCACAACUCUUCCUCUGAGGCUAGCGUCAGCAUGGACCAAACUAACUCAGACGAUGACCCGUGUGAAGAAUUAAGCACGUCGGGUGAAGAAGUCGGUCCGACGCCGCGGAAACAAAGCAAGCAUCAACGUGAAUUGACUGCUGAACAAGAUUGGCUGCGUGAAGGAGAAGAGCUUACUAAAAAAGAAUGUCCUACUCUUAAGUCAUGUCAUAAGCGCAGUAAACGUGCGGGCAGCAGCGGUAGCGCGAGCAGCGGGGCAGAGGAACUGCUGCGUCCUCGCAAGAAGAAGCUGUACAAGAAGCGCCACAAGCCCGGCAAGGCGAGGCAUUUCCUAGCAACCCAACUGAAAACGGCUGACCUGGCUGAGUCUGUAUCCGAAGUUGAAGAAGAGUCAUCAGGCAGCGACACAGCCCACUGUCAGCUUUUAUGCGAUAAUGUUGACGCAAGAAGACUAAUGGAGCUACGGUUAAUGGAGAGCUACAAACGACGUGGGGAGGAGGAAGAGGGCAGUGCGUCUUCUGUGAUCUCGCCGCACUCACAUCGUCAUCUGCCGGAUUUAGACGAAGAUGACUCAGCGUGUGAGGAGGAACUGGCUAGGCUGGCAGUACAAGCGCAAUGUUUGACGGAGUAUCGCGGUGCGAGGCCGCCAUCGCCGGCGGCGCCGUUGCCUUUCAGCGUGGACGAUGUGUGUCGACCCGGCAACACGCUGCUCUGGGACUUGCUGCAGGACGGCGCCAUUGAACAACUUGGCGAGGGACUUGCGCUAGAAGCAGAAAAGGCGCUGUGCGCGUUGCUGUGUUUUAGCACAGACAAGUUUAUCCGUAUCAAAUUUAUUGAGGGCUGUCUUGACAAUUUAGCUAAUCAUAGAUCUGUUGCUGUUUCCUUACGUUUACUACCGAAGUUGUUUUCUUCAUUUCAACAGUUACGAGGAAUGGAUAUGCAUCAGGUGGUGAUGUGGGCGGAGCGCGAACGCGGCAUGAUGCGGCUGUUCCUGGAGGACCUGCGGCACUACAGCGCACAGGCGCGCGCGCCCGGAGACGCGGCGCACUACGCGCACAUCACCGAGCUCACCGUGCGCCUGCACUUCCUCACCGCCAUCUUCUCGCCCGUCGGCUCGCCGCAUCACUUCCGAUUGACCGUGGAACAAGUUGAGGAGUUAUGGCAAUGCCUGGUGGUACGAGGCAGCAGUGAAUGCGCGGACUGCUUGUACUCGUGGCUACUGUCGCACACCAAAUCGCCCGAGCAACACGCCUUAGGCCUCGACGCGCUGCGCUUCUUGUACGUCGAGAAGAUGCCUACACUGGAUCCUGAAACAAUAAGUAUCAUGGGGCUGAGCUUGUACCAGCAGUUGUGCAACUUGGCUCGUAUGGCGUUGGGCUCUGGCGAUUCCCGGGACGCAGCUCAUCCGCACACGCUCGCAAUGGACCAUCUGUGGAAGAUCGCGCUAAGGGCAAAUAGCACAGAUGUUUCAAUGGGUGCAAUACAAUAUUUAAACAGCUACUACAUGGGUCAACAAUUACAACAAGAAGACGACUUUGUCUCCAAAUGCAUGUUUCAUCUCUCAUCGGCCGCAGAAAGAUUAAUGUCUAAGAGCCAGGACAAUGAAGAAGCUGCUGUGACAAAAACUGGGGAACAUGAAGACAAGAAGAGUCCAGAGAACAUAACUGACAAACAGAACAUUUAUGAGCAUAUGACAGAAGAAGCCGCAUUACAAUGUAUACAGAGGGCACUGCUGUUACUAAAAACACAUUUAGACACUUUCAAAAGAAGGUACGCGUACCACCUGCGGCGCUGGGCGCUGGCGGAGUCAGGCGCGUGGGAGGGCGCGGGCGGCGCGGGCACCGUGCGCCUCACGCUGCAGCCGGCCGGUGCCGGCCCGCGCGCCACCCUCACGCUGCACCACGCCGACCUGGUGGCGCACCUGCGCGCGCACGUGCACGUCUGGUGGGAGAAGCAGAUUCAAGGUGAAGAGGGUGUUACCGCGCUAUCGACGGACGGUCCUCUGCGAAUGAUCACUCAAGGCCAAGAGUUGACAAUAGACUAUGACGAGAGGACGUUAUAUGAUAUGGGGUUUAAGGACAACCAGCUGGUGUUCGUGUCGGUGGGCGUGGGCGGGCGUGGCGCGUGGGCCGAGUGGCCGGCCGCGCAGCCGGCGCCGGCUCGCGCGCGCCUGCCCACGCUGCUGCUGCUCGAUCCAGUCUACUUCCACCAGCUCUUCACGCUCAUGCAGGCGCUUGGCCAGAUGAACGAGCCCGCCACCAAUGCCGAACUCGUAGCGCAUACAAAAGCGCAGUUGUUAUCAAGACGUGUAUGGGAUAUACUUCAGGCGGUGCCCUUAAAUCCGACUCUUCUAGAAGCUUUCCAAAAUCCGAUUGAAAGCAAACUGCCGGAGUUACUCGAUCCAACUAGUCCACAGAAGCUUAUGUAUUCGCUUCACAUAAUAGAUAAAUUAAGCUCAAAUAAUAACAGUUCAAAUGUGCAAGAGUCGCCUGGAAGCAUUGAAAAAAGCGAAGAAGAGAAGGAAGCUGUAGAAAACUGGAAUGAGCUUUUUAUUAAGAAAGGUGGAUUAAGGAUAUUAUAUGACAUCAUGAUGUCAGGAGUGCUUCAACGGAAUGAUGACAGUGAAUGGAGACAAGAUUGUUUAGCGUUGCUGCUACAAUUAUUGUGCCGUAUCGGCACGUUGCCUUCUUCAGAUCCAGCUCUGACGCCUAAACUACAUCCGGCCUUGCUGUCUCUUAUGAAUGUCGAAGAAACGACGGAGAGGUUGAUAUCGAUAUUAUGUGAAGCAGCUGCAGUAAAGGAGCCAACGACCUAUAAGACCGGGUUCUGGGGUAGAGCGCAGGUGGUGCAGCACGCGAUGCGGCUGUGCGUGUGGUGGGCACGCGGCGGCGGCGACGCGCCCGCGCUGGCCUGGUCACUGCGCCGCGCUGCGCCGCGCCUGCUGCUCGACGACGCCGAGCCCGCCGUGCGGCGCGAGGCGGGCAGCGCACUGUACCGGCUAUGCGCGGGCGGCGAGGUGGCGGUGCUGGCGCCGCUGCUGCAGCUGCUGCUGGAGCACCUGCCGCGCGCCGCCGACAUGCGUCCGCACCACGCGCACUCGCACCACCACCACCACGAGGCUGUUCAUCAUGCUGAAGAAGGCAAAGAACCUUAUGGACCUGCGUGCCGAGAUUAUUUUUGGCUUGUUUGUAGGCUCAUAGAUGGUUUGCCGGAAGACUUUUUCAAAGAUGGCGCUACUUCUGAAGACAGCGGUGCCCCGGAUCUGAAUGAACUUUGCGAACAGAUUCGGUUAUCUCUCGAGAAAAGAGAAAUUAUAGAAAAGCGUUCGGAACCUUGCACGCCUGAUGAUGGAUUAUACGGGCAACUAAGCUUGAUGACGCAUCUUUUGAAGCAUCCGUUAAGGUUUAAGACUUCAGAGCAGGGGACUAGAACGUUAGAAAUGGUCUUUGGAUUUCUCUUCGACGUUCCGAAUCCCGAGCAACGUAACUUACCCAAAUGCAAGUCGCAGAAAUCUCGCGCAGCUGCGUACGACUUGCUCGUUGAACUAGUGCGCGGUGCACCUGACAAUUACAUGGUGCUGCACAAUAAACUUAUGGAGCACCAUAAACCAGGGCCCCAGUCGGGCUACCCAUGGGACUACUGGCCGGCGGAGGAAUCGCGCUCGGAGUGCGGCUACGUGGGGCUGACGAACUUGGGCGCCACGUGCUACAUGGCGUCGUGCAUGCAGCACCUGUAUAUGAUGCCGCAGGCGCGCGCCGCCGUGCUGCGCGCGGAUCCGUCGCGCAGCCGCCACGCCACCACGCUGCACGAGAUGCAGCGCAUGUUCGCAUACCUCAUGCACCUGUAUAUGAUGCCGCAGGCGCGCGUUGCCGUGCUGCGCGCCGAUCUGUCGCGCAGCCGCCACGCCACCUCGCUGCACGAGAUGCAGCGCAUGUUCGCAUACCUCAUGGAAAGUGAACGGAAGGCUUACAAUCCCCGAAGCUUCUGUAAAGUAUAUCAAAUGGACCACCAGCCACUGAACACGGGCGAACAGAAGGACAUGGCGGAAUUUUUUAUAGAUCUCGUUUCCAAACUAGAAGAAAUGACACCCGAGCUUAAGAAGCUAGUCAAGACACUAUUUUGCGGAGUGCUCAGCAACAAUGUUGUUUCUUUGGAUUGUCCGCACGUGUCCCGCACACUGGAGGAGUUCUACACGGUGCGGUGUCAGGUCGCCGAUAUGCGUAAUUUGCACCAAAGUCUCGAUGAAGUCACCGUAAAGGAUACCCUGGAGGGCGACAAUUGCUACACCUGCUCGCAGUGUGCGGCAAAAGUACGGGCUGAGAAGAGGGCGUGCUUCAAGAAGCUGCCUCGUAUCCUUUGUUUCAACACAAUGCGAUAUACAUUCAACAUGCUGACGAUGUUGAAAGAAAAGGUCAACACGCACUUCUCGUUCCCCAUGCGCUUAGAUAUGUCCGGAUAUGUAGAAAAACAUCUGAUGCCUGCCCAAUAUCAAGAAGAGAAAAGAAAGUCGGAAGAGCUCAAAAAAGAUUGCGAGGGAAGUCCAAGUGCUGAGAGUGAGGAUAACUCAGAGUUUGAAGAACACUAUGAAUACGAGCUGAUCGGUGUGACGGUACACACGGGCACGGCGGACGGCGGGCACUACUACUCGUUCAUUCGCGAGCGCGAGCGUGAGCACGCCGACCGCUGGCUGCUGUUCAACGACGCCGAGGUCAAGCCUUUCGACCCCGCGCACAUUGCAGCAGAGUGCUUCGGCGGCGAGAUGACGAGUAAAACAUACGAUUCAGUAACGGAUAAGUUCAUGGACUUCUCGUUCGAGAAGACGAACAGUGCGUACAUGCUUUUCUACGAACUGAGUCCGCCGCGAGCGCAGCGCGGUUCGGACUGCGGUCAGCAGGAAGAGGCACAGUCGUCCACCGCUGAAGAGUCGAGUGCCACUUCUCCGUUGGAGCGGCGGUGCAGUGACAGCGCACCAGCCGUCUCGUUGCCACCCGAUUUGCUUAAGUGGAUCUGGGAUGACAAUAUGCAGUUUCUUCACGAUAAAAACAUAUUCCAGCACGCAUAUUUCACGUUCAUGGGACAGAUGUGUAGUUCGGUGCCACAGUCACUACUAACGCUCCGACCUGAGAUCACCGAGGUCGCUGCGCGCCUCUCGACUUCCUUCUUCAUCGAAACAUUCAUACAUGCUAAAGAAAAGCCGACUAUGGUGUCUUGGGUGGAGCUAGUAACAAAACAGUUCAACGCGUCAGCGGCUGCGUCAGAAUGGUUCCUUGGUCAUAUGGCGGACGACACUUGGUGGCCUAUGCAGGUGUUAAUAAAAUGUCCAAAUCAAAUGGUGCGUCAAAUGUUCCAGAGGCUAUGUAUGCAUGUAAUUCAAAGGCUGAGAUCUAGUCAUUGUGCCUUAUACCUGCAGGGUAUGGAGGAAGGGGAAGAUAAUAGUAAAUUGGGUGAAGCAAGUUGUGUUACUAGGUUUAUAAGAAUGUUAUUAUCGUUGAUGGAAAAUGGUGCGCGAUCACAUCUGCGACACUUGACGGAGUACUUUAGUCUGUUGUAUGAAUUCAGCAAAAUGGGUGAGGAAGAAGGCAAAUUUAUGUUGAGGAUCAAUGCCAUUUCAAGCAUGGUCAGCUUCUAUCUCGGACAGAAUUCUGCUUCGGCGGAGUCUCCAUCCGAAGAGGCCGGUGGUAGCGGGGCUAGUGCUGGUGGAGGGACAGAGAGUGGAGACAAGCUGCGGCCCGGCGCGCUCGACAAGAUGGUGGCGCUGGUGGCCGGGCUCGUGGAGCGCUCGCGCGACGCCAGCGGACACCUCGCACUGCCCGAGCCCGACGCGCGCGCGCUGCUGCAUGCCAAGGGGUUUCCAUUUAUAUACCAACAGACUCGAGACUGUUUAAACUUGCAACAGACACGGUCGCUUAUCUUCGCACUUUGCCGGUGGAACGAAGCAUUAGCGCAAAAGAUCGUCAACAUGAUUUUUCAAGCAAUCGCUAAACAUUCUGAGAGCUGCGGCGCGCUGUUCAAGCUGCUGACUCUGUUGGUGGAGGGCAGCGGUGGUGGGAGCGGUGGCGGGGGAGGGGGAGGUGGUGCGGCGUCGAGCGGCCUGCCGUGCUUCACGCAGCUGGUGCUGGCGCGCUUGUGGGACGCCGCCGACGUCUGCCCGCACGCCGCGCUCGAGUGGCUCGCUCUGCAGGUCACUACUAACCGUGCCGCGCAACAAGGCGGCGCACGCGUGGGCAUUGCGCACGGCCGACCGCUGGGUGGAGCAGCAGCUGCUGGCCGCGGGCGCGGCGCGCGUUCGCGCGGCGGCCGCGCUGCUGCUGGUGGCGCUAGUGCCGUCGCAGCACUUCCGCGCUGGCUACGCGCGCGCGCCCGCCCCGCCCCCGCGCCCGCGCCCGCCGCGCAUCCGCACCCGCACCUCGCUAAGCUGCCCGACACUGCGCACCACGCGCUGCAUCAGGUGUACACGAUGUUACUUGGAAAAUUAAAAGCAGCGAAAAAGUACACGGACAUCGCCGUCCAUGGUACGAUGAAGCUAACGGCGUACUUCGGGGUUAUGUCGUACUGCGUCGUCAGCCGAGUGGAAAAGUUAAUGUUUGGUCAGUACUUCAACGACCUGUGGGAUCUGUACCACCCGGCGAUCUCGGAGCCGUCGGUGGCCGUGCACCCCAACAAGCAGGCGCUGCUCACGUUCUGGCACGCCGUGUGUGUCGACUGCCCCGAGAACGUGCAGCUGGCCGUCGCCAAUCCCCGCCUCACCAAGCACAUCGCCUUCAACUACAUACUCGCGGACCACGAGGACGGCGAGGUGGUGGCGUACAACCGCGCGAUGCUGCCGCCGUACUACGCGCUGCUGCGGCUGUGCUGCCGGCGCUCCGGCUCGUUCGCGCGCAGCCUGGCGCAGCACCAGAACAUCCACUGGGCCUUCCGCAACAUCGCGCCGCACGCGCACCUCUACCCGGCUGCCGCCGACGAGCUACUGCGGCUAGCACGUAUCCUGGCGGCGCGCGGUGGGGGUGGCGGGGGUUUAAAUGGCAGAACGUGUUGGACGACAUUAAUUUCGGCGUUCUGCACGUUAGUAGAAAACGAGGACGACAGACUGUAUGUAGUUUACAACGGUGGCUUGCAGAUGACUUUUGAAGCGCUGCACAGCCUGCACGCAGUGUACGUGGAGGGGGGCGGUGUUGCGGGUGCGGGCGCGGGGUCGGUGCGCGCCGAGCUGACGGCGGCGCUGCGCUGGGCGCGCGCGCUGUGCCGCACGCUGCGCACGCGGCGCGACGCCAAGGAGGCGCGCGCGCUGCUGCUGGCCUGCAAGGACUGGCCCGAGUGCGCGCGCCGCCUGCUCACCAUGCUCAACCUGCACCAGCGCCUCACGCACCUGCGCCUGGCUGCCAUAGGCGUGCUGCGCGAGCUGGUGCUGAUCGGCGGCGGCGCGGCGCUGGGUGCGCUGGUGCCGCUGGCGGCGGGUGCGCACGCGGCGGCGCGCUCCGCCCCGCGCCCCCCGCGCGCGCACGCCUCACGCCGCGCACUCGCCGCGGCCCCACGCGCCCCUCGCGCCCCUCGCGCCGCUUGCGCCAGUCUACCGGCCCUACCACAAGUUCAUCGGUGA